AAGCCGCGCUUCCAGGGAAGAGUGCGUGCCUCUGACUCACUUCUCCUCCCUAGGUCUCUUUCUUUUCCUUCAGGCCGCCUGCUGUUUCCCGUGGAGAUCAUGAAACGACAUCGGCUUCCUAGCAGCAGUGAGGAUUCUGAGGACAAUGGCAGUUUGUCUACCUGGUCCCAGCAUUCAAGAUCUCGACGUCGGAGAACUUCGUGUUCCAGACAUGAAGAUCGAAAACCCUCUGAGGUGUUCAGAACGGACCUGAUCACUGCCAUGAAGUUACAUGACUCCUUCCAGCUGAACCCUGAUGAAUACUAUGUGCUGGCAGACCCCUGGAGGCAGGAGUGGGAAAAGGGAGUUCAGGUGCCAGUUAGCCCAGGGACCAUCCCAGAACCCGUAGCCAGGAUUGUGUCCGAGACAAAAGCUGUCACGUUUACACGUCCCAGGAAGUACAUUGUUUCAUCAGGUUUGGAGCCUCCAGAGCUGGGCUAUGUUGACAUUCGAACCUUAGCAGACAGCGUGUGUCGCUACGAUCUCAACGAUGUGGAUGUGGCAUGGUUGCAGCUUGCCAACGAAGAGUUUAAAGAAAUGGGGAUGCCUGAGCUGGACGAGUACACUAUGGAAAGAGUCAUAGAGGAAUUUGAACAGCGAUGCUAUGAUAACAUGAAUCAUGCUAUCGAGACGGAGGAAGGCCUUGGGAUUGAAUACGAUGAAGAUGUUGUCUGUGACGUUUGUCAGUCUCCAGAUGGGGAAGAUGGCAACGAGAUGGUGUUUUGUGACAAAUGCAAUAUUUGCGUGCACCAGGCAUGUUACGGGAUCCUGAAGGUGCCGGAAGGCAGCUGGCUGUGCAGGACCUGCGCGCUUGGCGUUCAGCCCAAGUGUUUGCUGUGUCCCAAGAAGGGUGGCGCCAUGAAGCCGACUCGGAGUGGGACCAAGUGGGUCCAUGUUAGCUGUGCCCUGUGGAUUCCUGAGGUGAGCAUUGGCAGCCCAGAAAAAAUGGAACCUAUUACAAAGGUUUCUCACAUUCCCAGCAGUAGAUGGGCGUUAGUGUGCAGCCUUUGUAAUGAAAAAGUUGGGGCUUCAAUACAGUGUUCAGUGAAGAACUGCAGAACAGCCUUUCAUGUCACCUGUGCGUUUGACCGUGGCUUGGAGAUGAAGACCAUACUGGCAGAGAAUGAUGAGGUCAAGUUUAAGUCAUACUGUCCCAAGCACAGCUCCACCAAGAAAGCAGAUGACGAGGCCCUCAGUGAAAGCCCAGGCCAGGAGAAUGGGAAUGGGCUUCAGGACAGCUCUCUUCCUGCUCACAUCGACCCCUUCCACGGCAUCGAUCAAAACCAAGAGGCCCACAGAGUCAGCGUCCGCAAGCAAAAGCUCCAGCAGUUGGAGGACGAGUUUUACACGUUUGUGGAGACUUCAGAAGUGGCUAAAGCGCUGCGGCUGCCUGAGGAGCCUGUGGGAUUCCUUUACGAGUACUGGAAGCUGAAGAGAAAAGCCAAUUUCAAUAAGCCCUUGAUUACCCCAAAGAAGGAUGAAGAGGACAAUCUGGCCAAGCGAGAGCAGGAUGUUCUGUUCAGACGAUUGCAGCUCUUCACGCACCUCCGGCAAGAUCUGGAGCGGGUACGUAAUCUCACUUACAUGGUGACUCGAAGGGAAAAAAUCAAGAGAUCUGUUUGCAAAGUUCAAGAACAGAUAUUUAACCUCUACGCAAAGCAGUUGGAACAGGAACGAGUUUCAGGUGUGCCUUCUUCCUUCUCCUCAGUGGAAAACAUGGUGUUGUUUAAUAGUCCAUCCUUGGGUCCUGAUGCCCCUAAGAUAGAGGAUUUGAAAUGGCAUUCUGCGUUCUUCAGGAAACAAAUGGGCACGUCUCUAACCCGCUCUUUGAAAAAAUCGCACAAGAGUGGCAGAGUAAGAAAUAGCUCUGGGAACGACAGCAAAACCCUGCUGAGGCAGUCCAGCCAAAGGGAAGGUGGUGCAACUCCAGGUAGCUUUAUAAAUUUUGACAAGACCUUUGCAGAGGCACGCGUUGUAUCAGCACAGCAGAAAAAUGGCAUAGUUAUACCAGACCACAGGAAAAGAAGAGACAAUCGUCCACAGUGUGAGGUAAUCAAGGCAGAACUGAAGGAAAAGACUUCUAAACACAACCACAAACCGCUGAGACCCACAGAACUCUCUCAGAGGCAAUCAGAAAAUAAGAGGGCUGUGAACCACUCCAGUGGUAGGUCAGCACCUGGCACACGGAGGGAUAUAGUGCCUAAAUGCAACGGAGGUCUCGUCAAAAUAAACUCUAAUCAGACGGUAGUUAAAGUGCCUACGACGCCCACAAGCCCAGUGAAAAACUGGGGCGGAUUCCGAAUUCCAAAGAAGGGGGAGAGACAGCAGCAGGGCGAGAGCCCCGAGGAGACCUGCCGCCAGAACUCCAGCUACCCCUACCUGGGCGUGGGCAGGGUUUCACCGAAGGACAGGGCGAAAAGCAAGCUAAAGCCCGACAGCGAGAAUGAUGGGUACAUCCCUGAUGCCGAAAUGAGCGACUCGGAAACUGAAGUGGCUGAAAAAAAGUGCAGACACCAGAGGCUCAGUCCCAACAGCACGAUCAACAGGAGGACAGACAUUAUUAGGCAGAGCAUCCUGGCAUCCUGACUGCACAGAGGGACAUAGUGUCAGCACCGAGGUCAGUAGAGUCACUGCCUACAAGCCGACUCCACACACGUACUGGUGUGAGAGGAGAGAGGUCUUAGACAUGGCUACAGACUGACAAAUUGAACCUGUUUAUUCCUGAGCUGUAUAAACAUGUUUACAUGCACUUAAAAGGUAUGUUUUUUUUUUUUUGCCCCCCCCCAACCCAAUCUGUGAGAAAUAUGACCCUUCUUUAUUAGUAACUUUCCUGAGGAAGCAGAGAAAUGACAUCACUACUAAAACAGAAUUUGUGAUGAACACUAAAAUAACUCUCUAAAAACUUUAAAGGGGCUAGGGUGGGUAGGGGGAGGUAGGCUGCAUUCAUCCCUGUUUAAGUAAACAGCACUGAUGUGGUGGUGGUGGUGGUGUUCCCUUCCCUGCCUUCCAAAAAAAGCACAAGCUGUUAAAUUAACUAGAGUGUACUAAAUCAAAGGUGGUUAUUUAACCAUACUGCACUGCUAAACCCCCGUACAAAUGGUCACUUUCCUUGGUGGUAGGUCUUUGUCCUCUGUUUGCAGAAUGCUUUUUGUUGCAUUCAAUUUGAGCGUAUAUGGCAGCUCAAAACCCCUCCAUAAACUCCAGAGUUUACAUGUAAAUACAUCUACGAGAUGGCCAGAUAUAAACAUGAUUUUAUACUGGAGAAAAAGGAAGGGACAGGUCAGGGCUGCCGCUGCCUUACAGCGCAGCAGCUUGAAAAGACUCGGGCUGAGCAUGGAGAGAGCUCCUGACCAGCUUAGCUUUGAGAAGAGAGCAGGCUUAUGGGUUACUGCACCCUGUGGAAUCAGCAUUUAGUCACCUGCCUCCUGGAAUACAAUGACAAUUCAAGGAAAAAAAAAAAAUUCUAAGGCACUAGUCAGUAGGAUUUCCCAAAGCCCACCACAUAUGCACUAAUGGUAUGUAUUGGGAAAGCCAGGCUUAUGACACUAAAGGAUUACUUUAAAAUAGACAUAAAUAUAUAUUUUUAAAGAGGAAUAAAAUGGAAAGGCAAUAAAUUGUGAUUAGCUCUUCACAUUCAAAUGAAGAAAAAUUAUUUCAUUCAGUUCCGGACUAGAUUUGAAGAAAGAAGGAACUCACAUUCUGAUUGCAUACUUUUUUUUUUAAAUAAUUGCAAAUGGCAAUAACUAGUAAGCUAUCAGCAAUAAUAUUAACAGUUCGUUAGGAUACUGUUUUGUGCUGGGUAGAGUGCACACAUAACAGUGGAUUGUUAGGAGCCUGUACGUUUUUGGAAUUCUGCAUAGAUUUCAGUCAGGUAUAUACUAGUUAAAAGAAAGUUUAAGCAGUAAUGAGUUAGUUACAAAAAUACAGGCCUAAAGAAGAACCCCUCCCUUGUCUACUCCUAGCCUACUGUUAUUGUAGUCAGUUAUUUUUUAAUGUUUGUUAGACCCUUGCCUCUUGAGCAGGGAAAAUUUUAAAAUACAGUAGAACUCUGCCAUAACUGAGUCUUCCAGAGGAUUCAAUCAGAAAGAGGCUUAUUAACACCCUGUCUUGCUAUGCAAGUUACCACUUACUUACUUAAUUGACUAUUUCGACAGAAAGCAUCCCUGUCACUCACGUUUUAAAACCUGGAAGUCUUAACCUUUUGAUACCUUUUGGGAUGAUGGUGAGGAGGGGAAAUUUUUAGUGUACUUUUAAAAUACCACUUCUACGCCCAAGAAAUGAGAUUAACCUCAUGACUUGGCCAGAUUAAAGUCUAACACGGCACUGGUGAAUCUGAAGUUGUGGAGUCAUUCUUGGGAUGCGUUAAAAUAAGAGUACUUACUUGAUCAGAAAGCAACAAGACAG
Messenger RNA from Struthio camelus australis, 4443 nucleotides. It is a transcript of the gene JADE1, whose product is annotated as jade family PHD finger 1. Lineage: Eukaryota; Metazoa; Chordata; Aves; Struthioniformes; Struthionidae. Gene Ontology annotation, biological process: regulation of transcription by RNA polymerase II. Gene Ontology annotation, cellular component: histone acetyltransferase complex. The record is from RefSeq and is a predicted model, not a curated record.